Messenger RNA from Danio aesculapii, 4410 nucleotides. It is a transcript of the gene ttc14, whose product is annotated as tetratricopeptide repeat domain 14. Lineage: Eukaryota; Metazoa; Chordata; Actinopteri; Cypriniformes; Danionidae. The transcript is spliced from 12 exons. Gene Ontology annotation, molecular function: protein binding; nucleic acid binding. The record is from RefSeq and is a predicted model, not a curated record. Bases 407 to 2401 code for a protein of 664 amino acids.
CAAGCCAUUUCACAUUAACCGCCGCCUCUCGUGCUUUCAUGUUUGUCAUACGCUCUCGUAGAGUCCAAACAAACUGCAUUCAUAAUAUCUAAAUUUAAUACAUUGCUAAAGAAUAUAACUAAUAUAAUGUUUUAGGCAUUUCCGAAAUGGUUAAACGCUUUUUUCCGCUUAGCUUCCGGUUUCCACGUCCCCCAUUUGGCUUUAGCACGUUAACAUUUGCAGCUAUUUCUGCAGGAAUUCGGGCACUUUUAUAACUUUUUUGGCGUUUGAGAGAAUAAACAAACGGUCAACAUAUCUACUAUUACAUAUCUACUUAUUACAAUUACUUAUUCAGUUCUUUACUCGACGUCUGUGGUGGCAUUGCAGCACACAGUGGUGUAAAUAUGUGUGUUUGCAGACACUGAAGAUGGACAGAGAUUUACUCCGACAGUCUGUGUCGUUUCACGGUGAAAACCUGCUGUCGCUGUUGAAAUGUGAACAGAAUGAAAACCCAGACUUUAAACAUUUGGCCUCUGAUCUCUGCAAAAACCUGAACCAACGGGAUAAAGAAGAGCAAAGUCCGGUUCUGGAGCAGUUCAUAGCAAGGAAAGCUGAUCUUCUGUUCGCACCGUCAUGGAAAAUCUCAGAACCAGCAGACGAAUGGCAGGAGGAGUCAGGAGAAGCGUUCGCCGUCAUGCCGCCACUGGAGCAGUUCAUGGAGGUGUCAUUCGAGGAGAGACGCGAGCUCUUCUACCGGGACGUGGAGCGGGGAGACAUGGUCAUCGGCAGAAUCAAUUCAGUGCGAGACUUCGGUUUAUUCGUGACUCUGCUCUGCACCGCUGGCGGGCUCAAGAGAGACAUCGAGGAUCUUGAGAUCAAGGCCCUGUGUCCAAAAAGAGAAGUGCCUUCAACCGGAAACCAUGAUGAUCCUUUGUCUUAUUACCAGAUUGGGGAUUUAAUCAGAGCUGGAGUGAAAGACAUCGACCGCUACCAUGAGAAGUUAACUGUGUCUCUGCACUCGUCCUCUGUGCCUCCGCACAUGGAGAAAGUCAAGCUGGGCGUGCUGAACAAAGAAGAUCUUCCUCUACACUACACUCGAGGUGAGAGCAUUUCCACUGACAGCAACGAGACCUUUGAGAAGCUCCUGGACGAUUCCCUGGGUUUGUCAAAUCCAUUAAAUGUGGAUUUUCUCCUGGGCAAACUGGGAAUCAGUGACACACAGACUCCUUCACUCAUGAGGGGCUUGCAGAGUAAGCGCUUUAAAGAGGAGGACUUUGCUACGACUAUCAGAAAGAAGCAGUCGGUUUCCUGGGCCUUAAAAUGUGUUAAAACUGGCGUGGGUCAUUUUAAGUCUGGCCGUCAUGUAGAAGCGAUGAACGAGUACAACAAGGCUUUGGAGAUCGACACAAACAACGUGGAGGCUCUGGUGGCCCGCGGAGCACUAUACGCCACCAAAGGCAGUUUGGUGAAGGCGAUGGAGGACUUUGAGCUGGCUCUGGAGAACUGCCCCACACACAGAAACGCUAAGAAAUACCUGUGCCAGACGCUGGUGGAGCGCGGAGGACAAGUUGAAGAGGAAGACAAGCUGGUGACGGCCGAGAGUCUCUACAAAAGAGCCCUGGUUUUAGACGACACGUUUAAAGAUGCGGCAGAGGCUCUGGAGAAACUGCAGAUCCGCAUCCAGAAAUCACUUAAAUUGAAAGAGCUGGAAGCUGCGAGAGAGCAGGAAAAAGCUAAAACCACGGAGACGAGUGCUGAGAAAUUGCGUAAGAUCCUAAAAGAGGAGAAAAGAAUGAAAAAAAAGCGAAAGCGUUCAACCUCUUCCUCCACGUCCUCCGACUCAUCUUCCUCCUCAUCGAGCGACAGUUCUCCGUCAACCAGUCGCAAAAAAUCCAAAAAGCGCAAACACAAACGCAGACGCUCGUCCCGCGGCAGCAAAAAACACAAGCGCAGAGUUUCCUCUUGCAGCGAUAAAACAGCGGAGGAUGAUAAAGACUGGUUUCCGGCUCCUGCAAACACCUCAGCCUCAUAUAUCAACCAGAAUCAGUCAAUCAGUAAACUAAUGAGCGAAUCGGAGCCGGUUUGGAGUGCAGAAAGCAGAGGUAGGUUUGAAGAGGAUCUAGAGAGAAGUUCAGAUAAAGUCAAACCUGCGGGAUUCAGAUCUGGACUCAAUGGAGAGCCACUGAAAGUGAAUGAAAGUGUUGGAAAGCGUAGAGAUUCAUCCUCCUCGACUCAGUCCGAAUAUUCACACAGAUCUGAGCGAUGCUCUGAGCCUUCAGGCAGAAAUCGGAGUCAAUCAGAGCGAGGGAGUGAUGGAGGGAAAAUGAACACCGGAAACCCAAAGAAAGAUCUUCCUUCAAACUUGCUGGACAUCUUCAGUCAGAUCGCAGAGUUUCAGAAGGACAAAAAGCAGAAGAAGUGAACACAAUAGCUAUGUUUUAGUUCAGUUUGGAGGAAUAAAUCUAGUUUUCUGAGGGGUUAAAGGGAUAGUUCAUGCAAAAACUGAAUUUUGAAAUGAUUUGCUCUUGUUUUAAAUAAGUUUGAGUUUUUGUUGAACACAAAAGAAGAUAUUUUGAAGAAUGCUGGAAACCUGUAACCAUUGACUUUCGUAGUAUUUGUGUUUUACAGUGGCCGAGAGAACAAUUUAAGAAAACACAUGCGAUUACAAAAAAACACCAGCAAAUUAUGAAAACGUCUUCGUUAGUUUGACAGCAAACGUGUCGCAAAUCCUCACAACACAAGCAAGUAAAGUAAACACACUGCAAAAUUUCACAUCACAAACAAAUUAAUAAAACGUGCUGCAGUUUCUCACAACACAUGCAAAUAGCAGGGAACACAACGGAAAUGUGUCAACGAGACCCUAAAACGGGACGGACCCGGCUGUUUAUGUUGUUUAUUGAGGCUAAUAAUAUACAAAAGUCGAGGGAAUGGUGGAAUCAGGAUGUUAAAAUAAACAAAUAAACUCCUCUUUCAAAGAUCAGCUACAAGUGCACUAAGCAAAAGUCACAGCACAAUAAACAAAUCCCAGCCUGGUCCGUCACCUUUUUGGCUCCCCUUGAAAACAUUUCCAUCGUGUUUCACACUAUUCGCAUGUGUUGUGAGAAAAUGCAGCACUUUUCUUUAUUUGUUUGCAUUUUCUUGUGUUUAUUUUAACAUCCUGAUUUCACCGUUCCCUUAAAAAGAAGCGAAAUUUAUUAUUUUUGGGGGAGUAAAACUAAUUUUCAUGACUGGUGCCGAACAAGUUAAAGGGAUUUUGACAUUAUUUACUCUUGUUUUAAAUUAGUUUAAUGACAGACGGCUGGAAAUCUGCUAACAUCGACUUCCAUACUGUUUGUGUUUUACCGUGGCCGAGAGAACUUAGUGCGCUGCAAUUUCAGAAAGCACAUGUGAUUACAAAAAAACACCAGCAAAUUAACAAAACGUCUUCGUUAGUUUGACAGCAAACGUGUCGCAAAUCCUUAUUUACUAAAAUAUUUAGGGCACCCUAAAACGUGACGGACCCGGCUGUUUAGGAUAUGCUUAUUGAGGCUAAUAAUAUACAAAAGGCUAGCGAAUGGUGUCAUCAGGAUGUUGUACAAAUAUUCAACUUCAUAUACAAAUAAACUCAAGAUCACCUACAACUUCCCUGAGCAAUAGUCACGCCACAAUAAACAAAUCCCAGGCUGGUCCGUCAUGUAUUUGAGUCCCCUUGAAACAUUUCCAUUGUGCUUUGUGCAUGUGCUGUGAGAAAAUGCAGCAUUCUCUUCAUUUUGUUUGUGUUUUUUGUUGUUGUUGUUUAUUUUAACAUCCUGAUUUCACCAUUCCCUUGUCUUUUGUAUAUUAUUAGCAUAAAUAGCCGGGUCCGUCAGGUUUUCGGGUCCCCUUGACACAUUUCCGUUGUGCUAUUCGCAUGUGUCGGGAGAAAAUGCAGCGUGUUUUCUUAAUUUGGUUGCGUUGUGUAAUUUUGCAGUGUGUUUACUUCACUUGCUUGCGUUGUUAUGACUUGCGUCAUGUUUGCUGUCAAACCGAUGAGGAACUUUUAUUAAUUUGCUGAUGUUUUUUUUUUUUGUAAUCGCUUGCGUUUCUUAAAUUGCAGCUUGUUGAGCCCACCGUAGCUCUUCCUACUAUGAAAGUCAGUGGUUUUCAGCUUUCUUCUGUAUAUAUUAUUAGGAGUUCAACAGAACACAGAACCUCAUAAAGGGUUUGAAACCUAUUGAGGCUGAGUUAAUAAUUUUGGCGGGUGAACUGUCCCUUUAAGCCUUCAGUAUAGUGAUUUACAUAUGAUCAUUUCGUUUAUUCGUGUUUAGUUUGGUAAUUUGAGGAUGGAUUAGGUUGAUGUAGGUAGAAAUCUGAAGCCUGAGCGAUUGCCAAAUGUGCUGCGAAUGACGCCUCAGUGUUAUGAACUGCAUUCAGUGUAACGUCAGUGUUCAAAUAAACCAAUGUGCUGAUAAA